Messenger RNA from Camponotus floridanus (Florida carpenter ant), 1169 nucleotides. RefSeq lists its product as uncharacterized. The coding region runs from base 170 to 1138 and encodes 322 amino acids. NCBI's taxonomy places the organism in Eukaryota, Metazoa, Arthropoda, Insecta, Hymenoptera, Formicidae. The record is from RefSeq and is a predicted model, not a curated record. The transcript is spliced from 2 exons.
UCUAUCUCCCCACCACUGUACCGUAUCCCGGUCGGCAACGCGACACCCGACCGACGCAUAUUGUUGCACGGGUGGCUCGACUUUGAUGGUUGAGCUAGGUCGAGCGUUGCUGAUCGAACGACUCUUCUGGCGUGCGUUAUCGAAUUGAGAUAGUAGGGGUGAUAGGAACAUGAUAGGCAAGCAAAGUCAGCUGGAUAACGACGAGGACAAUCAGUCGCGAAUAAAACUGAUAACGAAUAAACGGAGAUUCCUGGAAGAGAAAUCUGCCCAGAUUGAGGCAGAAAUCAAAAGCUGUUUCAACGAACUAGUAAAAGUACUUCGAUCUAGAGAAAAGCAACUGCUACGUCAGGCCGAAGCCAUUCAUAGACAACAACUUUCACUAGUAGAGACUUCAUUGGACUUUCUGCCAUCGUCAAUAGUAGUAUUGAAUGAUAGAAGCGAAUUAGAGGAGCAAAUACGUCAGUUUGGUAAUAUUGAAACAUAUGGCUUGAAUGGUAUUACAGUGAAGGAUGCAGAGCCAUAUAAAGUUGUAGAUUACCAAGAUGCUAAUAAAGAUCAUGUUAGCUUUGACAAGGCGAUUACAUGCCAAAAAAUCAAAGAUCAAGAUCUGAGCCUUCCACGUUGCAAAGAUUUUAUAUCCGAUUAUAGAACUUUACGUAUUUCAAGUUUGCCUCCUACCUUCAAAAAUUUACAAAAUUCACAAAAUGUAAAAAACAACGCAUUGAAGAUUUUCAAAAAUACAUUAUCCUUGUCAGGAUGUUCACCACUUUUAAUUAUAAAACGCAAACUUGGCCUAACACAUGUAUCCUUAGAUGGAUUACAUGCCUUUGGCAAAGCAUAUUCACGGACUAUACAGUCCCUCGAGAUGUCUUAUAAAAACACAGAGUCCUGUAGGCUAGAUAUCUUGACACAUGAAGAGAUUGAAAAUAAUUUACAAGAAUUAGAUAAGGAAAUGUCAAGUCAGGAUGACUCCGAAUUGAUUAGAUACUCGAAACAACGAAAAAAAAACUACGAGCAUCCGAUACAGGUACAGCAAUGGUUACAACAAAUUCUUGCAGAGACUGAGAUAGAACCUGCGAUUCAUGAAAUUGGACAAUUUUCAGAAAUAUCCAAAGUGAAACUUUGUAAUAAACUGUAAUCUUAUUCAUCAAUUGGUAUUUAUAUUGGGG